Molecule: messenger RNA, 762 nt
Organism: Histoplasma capsulatum G186AR
Lineage: Eukaryota; Fungi; Ascomycota; Eurotiomycetes; Onygenales; Ajellomycetaceae
Exons: 5
Coding region: 1-762 (253 amino acids)
Source: RefSeq, a predicted model, not a curated record
AUGACGAACAUCGAAACCCAACGCCUCUACCAUUUUAGCUUCCACCCGUCAUCCGGGGCCUUGUCCAAACCCUGUAAUAACGCCUCUGACUCGACAUCCGCAUUGCGACGAUCCUGGCUGGGCAGAACGCCAAAACAGGCCGACCGUCACGAAAACGGCGCACUCGGGGCUGGUUUAGCUCCGGGACGCCAUCCUGGGAAGGUACCAAGCUUCCCAGGCGAAAAUGGCGCUAGGGAGCAAUUACCCGACCACGGUUCCAGCACGGUUCCAGCACGGUUAUGGUGUUGCUUCCACGGUGCAGUAGCCGAGAACCAACUGGCCUCCAUAGCCUACUACUGCAUUCUCUACAGCAACACAAGGAGGGCGGCCAGUGACUGGACGGAUCCCCCUCGUGUGAUUUUUAUACACGGAUGUCAAGGGAAGGUUCAGGGGUGCUGGCUUGGCAGACGCCACCAAAUGCUUUCUUUUUUAUCGCCCAGCAAUUUCCAUUCUACAACAGCUCUUCAUGUUGUGGAAACUCUACUCCAUCACAGGAAAACGUUACUCUAUCGACAGAUUACUCAGAGCAUACAAGGGCAGAACAAGAGCCACCCUCUUGAUAAGCAGCAGCAGCAGCAGCAGCGCCGGCGCCAUCCCUUGGGAGUUGGCGGGCGAACGAAAUGCACUAACUUGGACGAGUGCAGCAAGAUGAUCAUGAUCUUCGAUGUGGCUGUCCAUAGCGGCAGCCGGCGUCUCUUACGGCUGAAGCGGGCUGAGCAGUGA